AUUAAAAAAAAUUUCGAUUUCUUUUACAAAUAGAAAUAUAAUAAGAAAUUAGAUUUAGUUUGCUGAGGUAAACAAUGAAUAGAAAAAAACGGGGUUACAUAUUUAGUACUCCAUAAACCACGAACUUGUUUAACGGUCAUCACCAAAGAUUUCUCCCUACAAAUAGCACCCCCAUCCAACAAACUCCCAUAACAUAAUAAUAUAUAUAAUCCUCAAAAUCUCCAACAAUAAUCUUAUUUUCACUUGUGCAAAAAAUGGAGUCAUCACCAUUUUCCUAUCCCCACCGGCUUCCGAUCAUCGCGGUGGCGAUAAUCGGGGUCGCCAUCUCCCAGGCAUCCCCGUUCCUGGCGGACGCGGAUGCCAAGGCCUUCGUUGACUUGCACAACAAGGCCCGCGCGGAGGUGGGUGUCGCGCCGGUGAAAUGGAACGCGACCAUAGCGGCGUACGCGAAGGCGUACGCCUUCAAGAGGUCGGCCGACUGCGCGCUGGAGCACUCGGACGGGCCCUACGGGGAGUGCAUAUCCCAAGGGGGAGGGGAGAUGUCGGUGGCGGACGCCGUGAGGGAGUGGACGGACGAGAAGAGGUUUUACAACUACGAGAAGAACGAGUGCGAGGGCGAACGAGUGCGAGGGCGAGGAGUGCAGGCACUACACGAGCGUGGUUUGCCACCUCACGACCGAUAUCGGGUGCGCUCGGAUUAAGUGCCGCAAUGGGGCCAGGUGGUUCGCCACCUGCAACUAUUGGCCGUCGUACGACGGCCAACGUCCUUAUUGAGAUCCAUUAAUUGGAUCUCACUGGAUGUGUGGGUAUUAUUGAGUUACAUUAGACAAUGUAAAUUGGGAAAUUUGCAAUUUUGGGCGUUGUUAUUGUUGCUUUUUUCUUUUCUGAAACAGUUUGUGUUCUUCUUAAUAGAGGAGAAUGGCAUGUCAAAUAAAGAUUCAUUCCUAAAUCAAUAUCGUGUCUUAUG
Cuscuta campestris is the source of this 967-nucleotide messenger RNA. NCBI's taxonomy places the organism in Eukaryota, Viridiplantae, Streptophyta, Magnoliopsida, Solanales, Convolvulaceae. The record is from the annotation of a GenBank genome assembly.